Messenger RNA from Hippocampus zosterae (dwarf seahorse), 1265 nucleotides. RefSeq names its product TAF8 RNA polymerase II, TATA box binding protein (TBP)-associated factor (gene taf8). The coding region runs from base 151 to 1077 and encodes 308 amino acids. Gene Ontology annotation, biological process: transcription initiation at RNA polymerase II promoter. The record is from RefSeq and is a predicted model, not a curated record. Gene Ontology annotation, molecular function: protein heterodimerization activity. NCBI's taxonomy places the organism in Eukaryota, Metazoa, Chordata, Actinopteri, Syngnathiformes, Syngnathidae. Gene Ontology annotation, cellular component: transcription factor TFIID complex. The transcript is spliced from 8 exons.
CUGGCGGAUGUGGCGUCACAGGUACGGAGCCACACUGUUUACAAAUGCCGAGUCCUGAGGCGCAGCUGCAAGUUCACGUCGUAAAAUCCAUCAACUUACCCUGCGAGUGAAUGAGUGUCUUGAAACGAGGGGAGCUUGUUGGAACGCGUGAUGGCGGAUCCCGCUGUGGCAUCAGGAGCUUCGCUGGCUGCUGGCGGGCGUGCAGUUGGCAAUAAAGCCGCUAGCAGCCCAGUGGAGAACUACCAUCUGGCUCGACGGCGGACCCUGCAGGUGGUGGUGAGCGCCCUCCUGACAGAGUGUGGCUUCGACUGUGCAGAAAAAGCAGCAGUAGAAACGCUCACCGAGAUGAUGCAAAGUUAUAUAACAGAAAUUGGUCGCUGUGCUAAGUCGUAUUGUGAACACACAGCCAGAAGCGUCCCAACUCUCUCGGACACUGUGGUGACACUUAUUGAAAUGGGAUUCAAUGUUGAGACACUGCCCGUUUAUGCCAAACGCUCCCAGAGGAUGGUCAUCACUGCACCUCCAGUUACCAACCAUCCAAUGACUCCCAAAGCGCUGUCGGCCGGACAAAAGCGCACUCACCCGCCUCACAUCCCCAGCCACUAUCCUGAGUUCCCCGACCCACACACCUACAUCAAAACUCCCACAUUUCGGGAGCCUGUGUCGGACUACCAGGUGGUCCGCGAGAAAGCGGCGACUCAGAGGCGGGACGUAGAGCGAGCGCUCACGCGCUUCAUGGCCAAGACCAGCAAAACCCAGAGCCUCUUCAAAGACGACAUCACCUCCUUCCCCCUGAUCGCGGCACAGCCGAGCGCCAUCCCCUACCUCGGCGCCCUCCUGCCCUCCGAACUGGAGCUGCAGACGCUGGAGGAAACGGACUCGUCGGAGCAAGACGACCAGACGGACGGCGAGAACGCCGCCGGGAACAUCAUGAGCGAUGAUGCGGCGGUGGACAAAGAGAACGCCCUGCUUCCUCCAGGCGGCGUCAUUCCGUCCACCAAAAGCAGUGAGGACAACGUGAUCGACAACCCGUACCUGAGACCCGUCAAGAAGCCCAAAGUGAGGAGGAAGAAAUGAGCCAUCCUUUGGACUUUUUCUCCCCGUUGCCAUGGAAACCUGGAAUCUUCAACUCAACAGAACUUUGUGUUUGAUUCCAUCUUUUUUUUUUUUCUUCAGUUCUAGGAGCACUUGUUUCAAAGCAUCGUUUUGUCAUUUUGUGUUACACAGCAGGUAUUUUGUGAAUAAACGUUUGUUCUUUUUAAUUA